AUGGCUGUGGAGGAGGCCAUUGGCAACGAGGCUGUCACCCCACCUAUGCGCUCACUCACCUUUCACGAUCUCCCAACUGAGAUUCAACGGGACAUACUAUCGCAUUGCUCUCAGUCUGACCUGAUCUGCUGUGCUCUUGUUUCCCAACACUUCCGUGAGCUUGCAUCUGCUUUACUCUAUCGCAGCUUCAAUAUCCUUUUCCCCGACGACGACGAUGUGAGAUUCGAGUCGCCAAUUGAUGGCCUCGCUGGUGGACUGGAUACAUUCACCACUAGCGACUACAAUUAUGCAAAGCAUCUAAGGGAAUUGUCUAUGGAUACAGUUAGCACUGGCGUCAAAGCUGAGCAUGCAUAUAAACCGUAUCUGUACAGCACCAGUUGUGGUAAAUUCCUUAAUACUUUACUAUAUCUGACGCUAAAGAAGGCCAAAUCUCUCGAGUCCUUUCGAUGGAAUAUCCGCGUUGAACUCAGCCGACCUGUAUAUCGUGAGCUUCAUAAGAUUCAAACAUUGACCAAAUUUCACAUUCGCUUCCAGGCUGGCGAAACAUACUACAUCACGCCGCCUCCUCUUCCCCUGAGCAUCGAUGACCUCCCCUCAACUUCGGCUCACUGGUCAGACAUUCCUCCGCCUCCUCCGGGACCACCCCCAGCAAUGUUCACGGCUCCCUUGGCUGGCCCUAUGACAUCUUUGCCAGUGAUUUCGUCGCCUCCUCCUCUUCUACCAACCUUGAAGCAGUUUUCGAAAUCUAAGGCGAGCAAGCGUGACUCAAAAUCACAGGAGCCCCCAACACUUUCGGGCUUCAAGAAGCUAAAAAGCCUAUCGGUCCUCGAUAUAGACAAUCUUGAUUUGACUACGGAGCUUAAGACUUGCGUCCGAAAUUCUUCUGCUACCCUCACAGAGCUGCAUCUUUCCCUGUCGGAUUCUUUGGCGCUGCAGGCUAGACGGCCACCGCCUGAUUCAGAUCCGGAUGAUUCAGAUGUUGAUGAUGAGUUCCAAGUGGUGCCCGUCUCGCAAAGCACCACUUUCGAUGCGAGUGGACCAGCGAAAGCUUUCCGCUCUCAGGAGGAGCGUAAACUUCAAGAGGGUAUUCUCGGGAAGAUAUUUGAUGUCGAACCUUUCAUACUCAAAAAGCAUGCGCUUAAUCAAAGUCCCCGCGAAGCAGCGACUAGUCAGGAGGAAGGAUUAGAAGCCGAGAGUAACGAUGCCGCGGAGGAUCCCCGCGAAGAAUUUGCGUCAUCACUUCGCAGUGUGUCGGCGAGGUUGAUGGCACAGGAUGGCACACGCGAUAUUUCUACAGCGCAGCAAGAUAUCCUAGAUAUCAUCGAGAAAGCAGCCAGGAAAUAUGUGGACUCGGGCGAGCGUCCUUCUCAACAGUCCAACGAUUCGCCAGAAAGUUCUGCUGUCGUGGCCAAGAGUGAAGAGCAGUCAAGUGAUGGGAAUGGCCAGGCAAGUUCAGGACCAGUCGAUAUGCCCGACUUAGCUGUGCGACCCAAGAACAAAGCAUCGAGUGGCGAUUUAUCACCGGACGAUAUUGAAAUCGAGCAUGUCGAUACCGUAGACGAUCUCGAAGUUGAAUCAGAUGAGCAGCAAGGAAAGGAGCCAGAGGAAAAACAAAUUGAAGACGAAGAAUUCGAAAAGCCAAACACGGCAUGUUCUUCGGCUGCCAUCCUAGAGGACCAGGAUACACAUCCGAAGACAACCUUAACCACCGGGCUGGGCAAAGUCGACACGAACUUGAUUGCGCCGCAAGUGAAUUAUGAGUCACUUUUGCUGGAAUUACAACAGCUACAGGAAGAGAAAGACGCAUUUGUUCAGCAGGUCAAGGCAAUGUCUGUUCAGGGUACAGCCGUGGAACUCAAGCAAAUCAAGGACUCAGAAAACCGGCUCAGAGAAAUGCGCCAGAAGACUCGACGUGUCCAGGACGCCAUAGAAACCACGCGCCUUGAGAUAAAGGAGGCCGAGAGCCAGGUCUCUGAAAAGUCUCAGAUUGAUGGCAGUGAGAAGUCACAGCGGUCAAUCGACGAGUAUCUUCGAGAUACCAGAGGCGUUGCACUGGAAACACUGGGCAUACACCUGAUCCCAGUCAAAGCAUCUGUUCUCUCAAGGGCCAUUGAUUUGAAGUGUAUGAAGAAUCUAACGUUGCUCAACGUCGGUAACCAAGCACCCAUCUGGACCUUGCUUUCCAAGGAAAACAAAAUCUCCCCAUUGGCCCUACGCAGUGUUUUUACCGACAAUGUGUCGGCCGCGUUCUUGAAUUGCAUGUCACAGCUUGAAGAAUUGCAUGAUUUGUUCCUUUUAGAACGAAGUGCUAAACAAAAACCCGAAAGUUUCGCGCCGAGAACCACCGUCACAAUCGAUCAGAUUCGUCGGUUGGUGCUAAAGAAGCACAUGCAUACUUUGAAAAGGCUGAUGAUCAAGGACGAGUCAAACAGCAGCGGGUGGGAUGCGAACCAGAAAGCAAUGAUACUUAUUUGCAAUCGCGGGGUGCAGCUUGAGGAGCUAGCUCUCAGUAUGAACAUCCACGCGGUGCACGCUUUCAUGCAAUAUUUUGCAGGACUAAUCAAUCUCCGUGCUAUCAACAUCCUCCGGUUCAGGAAUAACGACACAUGCAUAUGGGUCAUGCGUGAGAUCUUGAACUUUAUCGUGGAUAACCUCUCUCACCACCCCGAGCUGAAGCUGGAGUGGAUCGCUAUGGAGGACGACAGGCUCGAUCGCGUUAUUCGUCCUACAGAUGUGCCAGACGAAGGGGGAAAGAGACGGGCUAAGGGGAAGGAGAAGGCUACUGUGAGCUCUCAUCACAAUAGCAUCAGUCUUCCUGUACUGCCGACCUGGGGUUCGGAUAGCGAAAGUGAGGACGAGGAUGAUGAUGCCUCAAAUUGUGGAAAGAGACUUCGGCUGAAGACUGUUGGAGUCCUCCAGUUUUAUGAGGUCUGGGGUGUUAAGAUUUUUGACAAGGAAAUCCGAUCCGGUCGGCUUUAA
Molecule: messenger RNA, 2979 nt
Organism: Fusarium venenatum
Lineage: Eukaryota; Fungi; Ascomycota; Sordariomycetes; Hypocreales; Nectriaceae
Molecular function (GO): protein binding
Source: RefSeq, a predicted model, not a curated record